AUGACUAAAAUGUUAUCUGCGCAGGAGGCUGCUAAGAUCUAUCACACAAACUAUGUGAGGAACGCAAGAGCGGUCGGCGUGCUGUGGACAGUCUUCACCAUCUGCUUUGCCAUUAUAUGUGUGGUAGUGUUUAUUCAGCCUUACUGGAUCGGUGACAGUGUUGAUACACCCCAGUCGGGUUACUUUGGACUUUUUCACUACUGCAUCGGGAAUCCCAUCACAGGAGAGCUGGUGUGUAAGGGAAGCGCUCUGGACUUCGGAUCCAUCCCUUCAGGUGCUUUCAAAACAGCAAUGUUCUUUGUGGGGAUUUCAUUGCUGCUGAUUGUGGGAACUAUCGUUUGUUUUACUUUAUUCUUCUUCUGCAACUCGGGCAGCGUGUAUAAGAUAUGUGCUUGGAUGCAGCUCGCAGCAGCUACUUGCAUGGUCAUCGGUUGUAUGAUCUACCCAGACGGCUGGGACUCAGAAGAGGUGAAGCGGAUGUGUGGCCAACGGACAGAUAAAUACACGCUGGGUAACUGUACGGUGCGCUGGGCAUACAUCUUGGCCAUUAUCAGCAUUAUGGAUGCCAUCAUAUUAUCAUUUCUAGCCUUUGUGUUGGGAAACCGCCAAGACAAACUGCUACCAGAAGACUUUGAUGUGGAAGAGAAGAAAGAGGAAGCAUGAAGCUCACUGCACUAGAGAGUCAAAUGGACCCAUAUGGAUUUACAAGGACACAGAUGCUGAAACAUGAAGGAAAAGUGUGCCAUCUUUUGAGAUUAUACAGUACACUUUUUUUUUUAGUUUUUUUUUCAACUCAGUGUUGGAUUAAAAAGGGAUGAACCAAGACGUAGGGUUAAACUAACCCAGACAAUGUUUAUUUUAUUAAGAACAACAAAGCAUUAUAGGUUAAAUUAAAACGCAAUGGGUUAGGUUUUUCCCCUUUUGACCCAACGCUGGGAGUCAAAAUUAUUUCAAACAUGUACACUUUAUUGGUCUGUUUUUUUACUUUGUAGGACUGUGGCCAAAAUGGGAUCAUUUGUUAAAUUGUGUGCUCAAUAAUCAGUUUUGUAUGCAAUGCAUUGCUGUCAAUUGAAAUCAAUAAAGCAAGAAAAAUAUUUAUUUCUUCAUUACUUGCAUGUCCUCACUAUAAAAAAAUGUUGGUCCAACUUAAAAAGGUAAGUUACCUGGUUGAAUUACAAUUUUAACAUUUUAA
Messenger RNA from Paramisgurnus dabryanus, 1192 nucleotides. RefSeq names its product LHFPL tetraspan subfamily member 5a (gene lhfpl5a). NCBI's taxonomy places the organism in Eukaryota, Metazoa, Chordata, Actinopteri, Cypriniformes, Cobitidae. Gene Ontology annotation, biological process: sensory perception of sound; detection of mechanical stimulus involved in sensory perception. Gene Ontology annotation, cellular component: plasma membrane. The record is from RefSeq and is a predicted model, not a curated record.